AUGUCCAUCGAAAACAAGCAGAUCAAAGUCAGCCAAGUGGUCACGUCCGCCGUCUGCUGCACCACCAACCUCACGCUUGAGGCCGUGAACGACUUUCUCGCUCAAGUAUGGAGAGAGGAAGAAAACGAUACGCCUCCAACGCAUACCCUAACUUUGAUCCACGAUCUCGAGACCUAUUUCUGGGGCACUACUAAAGAGCUGCAAGGAGAAGAUCCAGAAACAGUCCUGCAAAGCCCAUUCACUGGUCUGGAUUACUCUGAGAUUAGAAAGCUUCUUAUGCAGAUGAAAGAGGCUUCAGCAUCGAAAUUGAAGACAGAUUGGUUCCUUGUCCUAGACGGACGUUCUGUGGAGACGAAUUCAGCCGUCAUAGUGAAUGUUGAACCGCAUGGUACACAUACAUUACGAUCUAGUGUUCGCUCUUUGCGGGUCGAUUAUCCCACUUCAUCGCGAUAUCUGGCCGCGGCGAGCAUUGCUCACCCAUCAAUUAAUGAAUUGAAAGAAGUCGUGGACGGCAAUCCGGAUAAGUUUAAAGGAAUUCUACGGGACGACUAA
Molecule: messenger RNA, 552 nt
Organism: Zasmidium cellare ATCC 36951
Lineage: Eukaryota; Fungi; Ascomycota; Dothideomycetes; Mycosphaerellales; Mycosphaerellaceae
Exons: 2
Coding region: 1-552 (183 amino acids)
Source: RefSeq, a predicted model, not a curated record